AUGGCUUGGUUCAGUGUAAAUACCAGCAACAUCACUUUGGACAGCGCUCUACCCGGGGAUGAGCCGCGAGAUGAGCGCUUGGCUCAGGUGGAAAUCACUCUUCUGUCCAUCAUCUUCGUCACUGCAGGAGUCCUAAACUUCGGGGUCUUGGUGGUGCUGUGGAAGCGAAGGAAGCAGCUCUCCAGGAUGCGCAUCUUCGUGUCCCACCUGUGCGUCGCCGAUCUGGUGGUCACGUUCUUCCAAGUUUGCCCCCAACUCAUGUGGGACAUCACUGACAGAUUCGUCGGUCCAGAUAUAUUGUGCCGCAUGGUGAAGUACCUGCAGGUGGUCGGGAUGUUUGCCUCCACUUACAUGAUCGUAGUGAUGACGAUAGACCGAUAUCAAGCCAUCUGCAACCCCAUGGUGACUUUCCAGAGGGGCAGAGCGCGCUGGAACGGGCCGGUGUGCGCCGCCUGGUGCGUCUCUCUCAUCGGCAGCCUUCCGCAGAUCUUCAUCUUCUCUCGGGUCGAGGUCGCACCCGGAGUGCACGACUGCUGGGCGCAGUUCAUCAAGCCGUGGGGACCGAAAGCCUACGUGACCUGGACGACUCUGGUGAUAUUCGUCCUGCCCAUUCUCACGGUGAUCGUGUGCCAGGUGCGCAUCUGCCGCACCGUGCACUUAAACUUUCACAUGAAGACGCACCACGGCGGAGAGAAGGCUGUCAACAAGCCGCUGUCCUCCAGGGCCAGCAGCGUGGCGGGGGUGUCCAAGGCGAGGGUGAAGACGGUGAAGAUGACCGUGGUCAUCGUGCUCGCCUACAUCGUCUGCUGGACGCCUUUCUUCACCGUGCAGCUCUGGUCCGUCUGGGACGUCGAGGCGCCCACUCAGACGGCAGCCUUCACCGUCUUGAUGCUGCUGGCCAGUCUGAACAGCUGUGCCAACCCCUGCAUCUACCUGCUGUUCAGUGGGAAGCUGCCCCGGAAACUGGUGGCCCUUAUGUGUGUGGACCAGCCCGAUCUGAAGGAGUCCAUCCAGGAGGAGGCCACCGUGGUCAGCUCCCUGUAUAUCAGCCUCAAGAGCCUCUCAGACUGCAGAUAA
Messenger RNA from Chelmon rostratus (copperband butterflyfish), 1077 nucleotides. It is a transcript of the gene avpr2b.1, whose product is annotated as vasopressin V2 receptor. The record is from RefSeq and is a predicted model, not a curated record. Gene Ontology annotation, molecular function: vasopressin receptor activity; peptide binding. Gene Ontology annotation, cellular component: membrane. The transcript is spliced from 2 exons. NCBI's taxonomy places the organism in Eukaryota, Metazoa, Chordata, Actinopteri, Chaetodontiformes, Chaetodontidae. Bases 1 to 1077 code for a protein of 358 amino acids. Gene Ontology annotation, biological process: positive regulation of vasoconstriction; G protein-coupled receptor signaling pathway; regulation of systemic arterial blood pressure by vasopressin.